Molecule: messenger RNA, 210 nt
Organism: Geosmithia morbida
Lineage: Eukaryota; Fungi; Ascomycota; Sordariomycetes; Hypocreales; Bionectriaceae
Exons: 2
Coding region: 1-210 (69 amino acids)
Source: RefSeq, a predicted model, not a curated record
AUGGCGGCUUCAAGUUAUCUCAGCAGCUCCAUAGUCCCGACCAGGGGCAGGGCCGUUAGCCGUGUACGCACGUACAAUUGGCCCCCCAUCCAGCUCAACCUCUGGAUCUUUGUCAUGCUCCUCGCCUCGAGCACGAUUCUUGGUGUCUUUGCCAUCUUUCUACAGACUCAGAAGCGGAUGCUCCUCGCCAUUCCUUGGGCCAGACUAUAG